AUGGAAAUAAGACAGUUUCAAAGUACUGUUAAGAGGAAGUACAGAACUACUUACACCCCUCAGGAUGUUACAGAUGCAUAUAACAUGGUAAAAGAACACCAUCUACCUGUGGAACGUGUUGCCAAACAGUUUGGCAUACCAAUUACAACAUUAAAAGAUAGAAUAAGAGGAAAAACAUCAGUAGAUGUCCUUAAGUCUGGUACUCCUCCUCUAUUCUCACAAGAACAGGAAGCAUUUCUGAGUCAGCACCUUAUUACAAUGGCUGAGAUUGGUUUUGGAUAUACCCGGCAGGAAACAAUUAACUUAGCCUCAGAUUAUGCUGUGCAUCUUGGCCUAAGAGAACAAGACAAACCUCUUUCUAAACAGUGGUUUUAUAACUUUCUGAACCGAUGGCCUAGCAUUAAAGUUGUGAAACCUAGAUCUUUGGAGAUGGCAAGAGCAAGAAGUGCAACCCGCCCGGCUAUUGACCAGUACUUCAAUGAACUAAACAAAAUUCUCACCAAAUACAACUUAAAAGAUAAACCACAUUGCAUUUAUAAUAUUGAUGAGAAAGGUCUUUCACUUGAACAUAAGCCACCAAAAAUUGUCACAGGUACUCAUUAUAAACCACAGGCUGUUACAUGUGGAAAGUCGAAAACAGUCACUGUGAUUGGUGGAGGAAAUGCUGUUGGAAACCAAGUGCCGCCCUUUUUCGUAUUUCCUGGUGUUAGGAUGCUUCCAGGUCUACUUGAAGGCUGUACUUCUGGCACGUCUGGAACAGUAUCAGAAUCUGGCUGGUCUAACACUGAAGUGUUCACAAAGUAUAUGACAGAGCAUCUAGAGCCACAUCUACCCUCUCGGGCUGACGGCAAAGUCAUGUUUCCUUGGGGCUGA
Mercenaria mercenaria is the source of this 873-nucleotide messenger RNA. RefSeq lists its product as uncharacterized. The record is from RefSeq and is a predicted model, not a curated record. Bases 1 to 873 code for a protein of 290 amino acids. The transcript has 4 exons. Gene Ontology annotation, molecular function: DNA binding. Lineage: Eukaryota; Metazoa; Mollusca; Bivalvia; Venerida; Veneridae. Gene Ontology annotation, cellular component: nucleus.